Molecule: messenger RNA, 2355 nt
Organism: Trichoderma aggressivum f. europaeum
Lineage: Eukaryota; Fungi; Ascomycota; Sordariomycetes; Hypocreales; Hypocreaceae
Exons: 1
Coding region: 1-2355 (784 amino acids)
Biological process (GO): adenine biosynthetic process; 'de novo' IMP biosynthetic process
Cellular component (GO): cytosol
Molecular function (GO): phosphoribosylamine-glycine ligase activity; phosphoribosylformylglycinamidine cyclo-ligase activity; ATP binding
Source: RefSeq, a predicted model, not a curated record
AUGGCCGACCUUCGAAUUCUUCUCAUUGGCAACGGCGGCCGCGAGCAUGCCUUGGCCUGGAAGCUGAGCCAGUCUCCCCGAGUUGAGGCCAUCUUCGCGGUCCCUGGCAACGGCGGCACUGCUACUUGCCCCAAGGUCACCAACGUCUCUUCUGUUUCUGCAGAGGACUUCCCUGCCCUCGUCCAGUUCGCUCAGUCCAACGGCAUCAACUUGGCUGUUCCUGGACCUGAGGCCCCCCUCGUUGACGGUGUCGAGGGCUUCUUUCGCAAUGCCGGCAUUCCUUGCUUCGGCCCCUCCAAGGAGGCCGCUCGCUUGGAAGGCAGCAAGACUUACUCCAAGGACUUUAUGAAGAAAUACAACAUCCCCACCGCCGCCUACGACAACUUUUCCGAUUAUAACAAGGCCGUUGCAUACCUCGACACCAUUAGCCACCAUGUCGUCAUCAAGGCUACGGGUCUGGCCGCUGGCAAGGGUGUUAUUAUCCCCCAAACCAAGCAGGAGGCCAAGGAUGCGCUCAAGGAAAUCAUGGUCGACAAGGCUUUUGGCGAUGCCGGCGACGAGGUUGUCAUUGAAGAGUUCCUGCAGGGUGACGAGCUCAGCGUCCUCACCUUCUGCGAUGGCUACUCUAUCCGAUCUCUACCUCUGGCUCAGGACCACAAGCGGAUAUUCGAUGGCGACCAGGGCCCCAACACCGGCGGCAUGGGCUGCUACGCCCCUACAAACAUUGCUACCGCCGAGCUCGUCCAGCAAAUCGACAGAGACAUCUUGGUACCUACCAUUUCCGGCAUGCGACAGGAGAAGCAGCCCUUCCGUGGUGUUCUGUUUACGGGUCUUAUGAUUACCCCAGCCGGCCCCAAGGUUCUCGAGUACAAUGUGCGAUUCGGCGACCCCGAGACUCAGACCGUGCUGCCUCUGCUCUCAGCUGACACCGACCUGGCCGAGAUCAUGUUGGCCUGCACUGGUGGCUACCUGGACAACUGCCAUCUGACCAUUGAAAACAAGUUCAGUGCGACAGUCGUUCUCGCUGCUGGCGGCUAUCCUGGUUCUUAUGCCAAGGGCACCCCGAUGACUGUCCAAGCUCCUCCUGCGGGAAGCACCAUUUUCCACGCCGGUACGAAGCUUGAUGGACAGCAGCUCAAGACGUCUGGUGGUCGCGUCAUCGCCAUCAACUCUGUUGGCGAGUCACUCAGAGCUGCCGUCGAUGCUUCCUAUGCCGCCUUGGCUUCCAAUGUCAUUGAUUUCGAGGGCAAGUUCUUCCGUAAGGACAUUGCUCACCGUGCUUUCAGAGAUGCGGGCAAGGUUUCUAUGACUUAUGCCCAGGCUGGUGUUGAUAUCCAGGCUGGCAACGACUUUGUGGAGAAGAUCAAGAAGGCUGUUGCCAGCACAAAGCGAGCCGGUGCAAGUGCUGAGAUUGGCGGCUUCGGCGGCGAGGUCGAUCUCUCUCAAUGCGGAUACCCCAAUGCGCCCAUCCUGGUUGGUGCCAUUGAUGGUGUCGGCACCAAGCUCAUGAUUGCGCAAGCCAUGAAGAAGCACGACACCGUGGGCAUUGACCUGGUUGCCAUGAACGUCAACGAUCUGGUCGUCCAGGGAGCCACGCCCCUGAUGUUCCUCGACUACUACGGCUGCAGCAAGCUGGACCUUGCUUCCGCCGCUGAUUUUGUGCAGGGUGUCGCUGAUGGCUGUAUCCAGGCUGGUUGUGCUUUGGUUGGCGGUGAGACUGCCGAGAUGCCAGGCAUGUACAAGGACGAGGACUACGACGCUGCUGGCUGUGCAGUGGGUGCCGUUACCAGCGGAGGCAUGCUCCCUCGGAAAGAUGCCAUGGCUGAGGGCGACAUCCUCUUGGGUCUUGGAUCCAAUGGCGUUCACUCCAACGGUUUCUCUCUUGUGCGAAGGAUUGUGCAGGCUGCUGGCCUGGACUACUCUGCUCCUGCGCCUUGGGAUGCUUCCAAGAAUGUUGGAGAGUCCCUCCUGACCCCUACCAAGAUUUAUGUCAAGAGCCUGCUGCCCGUGCUCGGCAGCAUCAAGGGUCUCGCACACAUCACUGGAGGUGGACUGCUCGAGAAUGUGCCCCGUAUGCUCCCCGACACUCUAGCUGCGGAGAUUGCCUAUGGAACUUGGGAAAUGCCUCCCGUCUUCCAGUGGCUCAAGAAGGCUGGCAACGUGUCUCCUACCGAAAUGUGCCGAACAUUCAACUCGGGUAUCGGCAUGGUAGUUGCAGUGGAGGCGAGCCAGGUUGAGGCUGUUGUAGCGGCUCUCCGUAGCGGCGACGAGCGGGUUUACACCAUCGGUAAGCUGGUCCGCAGACAAGAGGGCCAGGCUGGAUGCGUCGUCCAGAACCUGGAGGCAUGGGCAUGA